UUUGGAGAGCCCGCUGUGGCGGCGGCAACAUGGCGGACAUGCUAAGUGUCGGAGUGAACCUGGAGGCCUUUGCCCAGGCCAUCAGUGCCAUCCAGGCGCUGCGCUCCAGCGUGAGCAGGGUGUUCGACUGCCUGAAGGAUGGCAUGCGGAACAAGGAGACGCUGGAGGGCCGGGAGAAGGCCUUCAUUGCGCACUUCCAGGACAACUUGCAUUCGGUCAACCGGGACCUCAAUGAGCUGGAACGUCUGAGCAAUCUGGUAGGCAAGCCAUCUGAGAACCAUCCUCUCCAUAACAGUGGGCUGUUGAGCCUGGAUCCUGUGCAGGACAAAACUCCUCUCUAUAGUCAACUCCUGCAAGCGUAUAAAUGGUCAAACAAGCUGCAGUACCACGCGGGUCUGGCGUCCGGCCUUUUGAAUCAGCAGUCCUUGAAGCGCUCGGCUAACCAGAUGGGAGUGUCCGCCAAGCGGAGGCCGAAGGCUCAGCCCACUACUCUUGUCUUACCGCCUCAGUAUGUUGAUGACGUGAUCAGCCGCAUUGACAGGAUGUUUCCUGAAAUGUCCAUCCACUUAUCCAGGCCCAAUGGCACAUCAGCAAUGCUUCUGGUGACCUUGGGAAAGGUGUUGAAAGUGAUCGUCGUCAUGCGGAGUCUGUUCAUUGAUCGAACAAUAGUAAGGGGAUACAGUGAGAAUGUCUACACAGAAGACGGCAAGCUGGAUAUAUGGUCCAAAUCCAACUAUCAAGUAUUCCAGAAGGUGACAGACCACGCCACCACCGCCCUGCUGCACUACCAGCUGCCCCAGAUGCCGGACGUCGUGGUCAGGUCCUUCAUGGCUCCCUCUCUCGCUGCGGCUGAAGCUCCCUUCUCAGUGCAUGCUGGGAAGGCUGCCAGUUAGAGACCUACUGGAAGACCUACCUGUUAGCAAGUCCAAAUCAGUGUUGACAGCCAGGUGGAGUAGUGCUCAGCCCCGUCAUCACGUCAGUUUGCCUCAGCAAGUGAGCUUCUUAGCGAACCCGCAGUUCAUUUCUUGGAAGACAAAAGCCCGACUUAUUGAUCAGCCUCAGGGCGCUGCGGGGUGAGCGAGCAGCCCCGGGGGCACGGCAGAGCCGCGUGAGGGGCUCUCUCGUGCAUUGGGAGGAUGGUCCUCCAACAGCCUCCGCGAGCUCUUCCUUUUUGGACAGAUCGAGGGUCUUGCUUUUUAACCUAACAUGUUGUCAUGCCCAGUUUCCCUUUGGUAACUGACUCUGGGAUUUGGGGAGGCUCUGGCUUUGGUCGCCACUGGAGGAUCAACAGUCCAGCUGAACGGUCAUCGACCGCCGCGCACUUACAGCCAGAACCUCGGCCACCUGGCCGUUGGAAGGGGGAUGGCAGCGAUGGGCCACAGUCGGCCACCACCAAGGCAGCUGUGAUGGAGACAGAGGAUUUGUAUCAAUAAACUCGACCUCCCUCUUGAAAGAACAAUUUUCUCUUAUCGACAUAAUUCAGGAGGACAUUAAAGGAUGAGAUUCAUGUG
This is a messenger RNA of Lutra lutra (Eurasian river otter), 1511 nucleotides long. It is a transcript of the gene MED27, whose product is annotated as mediator complex subunit 27. The coding region runs from base 30 to 893 and encodes 287 amino acids. Gene Ontology annotation, molecular function: transcription coactivator activity. The record is from RefSeq and is a predicted model, not a curated record. NCBI's taxonomy places the organism in Eukaryota, Metazoa, Chordata, Mammalia, Carnivora, Mustelidae. Gene Ontology annotation, biological process: regulation of transcription by RNA polymerase II. Gene Ontology annotation, cellular component: mediator complex. The transcript is spliced from 8 exons.